UCAGGAGGCUCCGCCCGGAGAGGCUCGCGCCGGCGCGCAUGCGCCGCAGCCCUUCCUGCCCUUCCUUUCCCCCCCCUUCCCUCCCCACUUCCCUUUUCUUCGUCAGUCGGGCGCGUCCCCGGCGCUCGUGGAGCCGCUUCCCCUCAGCCCGGCCCGACGCUGCCCGAGCCGGGCCCUCAGGACGGGAAAAGGACCCCGCUUUAAGCCGCCUGAGCUCCCUCAGCCUCCUCGAGGGGCCCGGCGGGGGUGUCGUCGCUGAGGCCGCCUCCUUCCCUUCCCUUCCCCCCCCCACCCCCGUCCCCAUGGCUGCCCCUGUGAAGAAGGGCCCCGGGGGCCUCAUCGGCCUCAUGAAGGACGCCUUCCAGCCCCACCACCACCACCUCGGCCCCCACCAGCCCUGCACCGUGGACAAGAAGAUGGUCGAGAAGUGCUGGAAGCUGAUGGACAAGGUUGUGCGUUUAUGUCAGAACCCCAAGCUGGCACUAAAGAACAGUCCUCCCUACAUUCUAGACCUCCUUCCCGACACCUACCAGCAUCUGCGAACCAUCCUGUCCUGCUACGAGGGAAAGAUGGAGACUCUGGGAGAGAACGAAUACUUCCGGGUGUUUAUGGAAAACCUGAUGAAGAAGACAAAACAAACCAUCAGCCUCUUUAAGGAAGGAAAAGAAAGAAUGUAUGAAGAGAAUUCCCAGCCUAGGCGCAACCUGACCAAAUUAUCCCUGAUCUUCAGCCACAUGCUGGCAGAACUGAAAGGCAUAUUUCCAAAUGGACUCUUCCAAGGGGACACUUUCCGAAUCACGAAGGCAGAUGCAGCCGAGUUUUGGAGAAAAGCCUUUGAGGAGAAGACCAUUGUCCCAUGGAAAACCUUCCGCCAAGCCCUACAUGAAGUCCACCCCAUCAGUUCCGGCCUGGAAGCCAUGGCAUUGAAAUCAACCAUUGACCUGACAUGCAACGAUUACAUUUCAGUGUUUGAAUUCGAUAUUUUUACCCGUCUGUUUCAGCCCUGGUCAUCUUUGCUCCGAAACUGGAAUAGCCUUGCGGUCACUCAUCCUGGCUACAUGGCAUUCCUGACCUAUGAUGAGGUCAAGGCCCGGCUCCAGAAGUUCAUUCACAAACCUGGAAGUUAUAUUUUUCGUCUGAGUUGUACGCGACUUGGUCAGUGGGCCAUUGGCUAUGUCACUGCAGAUGGAAACAUCCUCCAGACAAUUCCCCACAACAAACCUCUUUUUCAAGCACUGAUUGAUGGCUUCAGGGAAGGCUUUUACUUGUAUCCCGAUGGAAGAAACCAGAAUCCUGAUCUGACCGGCCUGUGUGAGCCCACGCCCCAGGACCACAUUAAAGUCACUCAGGAGCAAUACGAACUCUACUGUGAGAUGGGCUCCACUUUCCAGCUCUGUAAAAUCUGUGCCGAAAACGACAAAGAUGUGAAGAUAGAACCCUGCGGGCACCUCAUGUGCACCUCUUGUCUCACGUCAUGGCAGGAAUCGGAGGGGCAGGGAUGCCCGUUCUGCCGGUGUGAAAUUAAAGGCACGGAGCCCAUCGUGGUGGACCCUUUUGAUCCCCGAGGAGGGGGAGGGCUUCUGAGGCAAGGGGCAGAAGGAGCCCCCUCCCCAAAUUACGACGAUGACGAUGACAGAACGGAUGAAUCACUGUUCCUGAUGAAAGAGCUGGCUGGUGCAAAGGUAGAACGUCCUCCUUCUCCAUUUUCAAUGACUCCGCAGGCAGCCCUUCCCCCAGUACCUCCACGCUUGGACCUUCUGCAGCAGCAGCAGCGUGUGGCUAACCCACCUGGAGCUUCAAGCCCAGGAACCACUUCCAAGGCUGCACCCGGUUCUCUCCACAAAGACAAACCUCUGCCGAUCCCACCAACUCACCGAGAUCUUCCACCACCUCCUCCUCCAGACAGGCCCCACGCCAUUGGGGCAGAGACUCGGCCCCAGAGACGGCCCUUGCCUUGCACUCCGGGAGACGGUCCUUCCAGGGACAAAUUUUCCCCCGUGCCCUGUAACCGUCAGGGGGAGCUAUGGCCCUCGCGACCCAUGUUGAAGGCUCCCUCUGAAGCCUGGGCCAGCCGGGAGCUGAAGAACCGCCAUUCCCUCCCCUUCUCGCUGCCUUCUCAGAUGGACGCCAGGGUGGAGCCUCACAGACUGGGCAGUACUCUGAGCCUGGACACUCCGGUGAAUCAACUCGGGCUUCCUGUUGGCUUAGACGGCGAGCAUUCUAAAAUCAAACCAUCUUCUUCUGCCAAUGCCAUCUAUUCUCUUUCUGUAAGGUCAUUGAUUGCCCCAAAGCUACUCUCCGGAGAGGCCUCUGGGAAUGACGAAGACUCCGAGUACAUGUCCCCUUCCUCCUUGCCCCUGGUGCCACCUGGCUGUGUGGCACAAAAACCCGAUGCCAAGCUGCCUUUGGAAAUGAAUCCCGGUGCACGCGUCGUGGAGGGCGAGCAGGAAAUGGAGGGAACGACUUACGAAGCAAUGUUCAACAUUCAGUCCCAGGCAGCACCGUGUUCCUCUGAAGCUGCCAGCAUGUCUGAUGUAGGUGAGGUGGUAGCUGAAGAAGAGGUUCCCAACGGUCCUGAGGAGUCGGAGAACGAGGAAGACGGUUACGAUGUUCCCCGCUCGUCCGCCCAGCCAGCCACCACGCGUCGCACACUCUCCGAUAUCUCCAAUGCAGCCACUUCCUUCAGCCGUGCCUCUCUGGAUGGCGAACUUCUAACAGAUGCCUCGGACGUCUCCCAGGUUCCCGAGAGGCCCCCGAAACCUUUGCCUCGGAGAAUAAACUCUGAACGGAAACCGGGGAGCUGCCUGCAGGCCAGCGGAGCAGGACCGGUCCCCGUGGCCUCCCCGCAGCUCUCCUCCGAGAUCGAGAACCUCAUGAGCCAAGGUUACGCAUAUCAGGACAUCCAAAAAGCCCUACUCAUCGCCCACAACAACAUUGACAUGGCCAAGAAUAUUCUCCGGGAAUUUGUCUCCGUUUCUUCCCCCACGCACGUGGCCACAUAGCACCUUUCUCUCUCUCUCUCUCUCUCUCGGCCCUACCUGGAGCCCCCGUGCAUUCGUCCACCUGCCCGGGCAGUCUCUUGCCCGCAUCGGCCUGGAGUUGAGUAAAGGCUCCUGGAGGGAUUCCCCUGCAAAGGCAGGCCUGCCUCUUGCCGAGAUUCGGUCGUCAGGGUUUUUGUGCAAGUCCAGGUGUUUUCCGAGUGGCGUGAAAACGGAGCAGAUAGGUGUGUGUCUUCAGACAGUCUUCAUGUACCUCUUUGGGUUCUCCUCUCUUCGCCCGCCCAUCCAACACUUCCCUCCCCCCACCCCCCUUGCACUUUUCUGAUUGGAGAGAACAGACCCGCUAAAACUUUGGAUAUACCGGUCACCCGUUUCGCUUCCUUUGCCGUUAAGAAUACGGGGAAGGGUUUGGUCAACUUGUCUCGUGCUGUGAAUAUCCAACCGGAGGCCAAGAUGCUGAAGUUAUCUCCCACCCACCCAUCCACCCCAUCCUUGGUGGUAUGGGGUACUACACGCGGGGCCUCCUUGCUGCUGUAUGUUUUGGCUCAGGCUUUCCGGACCCUCUGCUGUGGGAUACAGAUUCUUGAUGAAGCCAGACGUUUCGACGCCUUCCUUUCCCCCUCCCACCCUCCUCUCUUCCCUUCCUCCCGUCACGUUCAGCGCUCUCCUUCGGAAGCCGGCCUCUCCCCGAUGCUCUUCGCCACACACUGGAUCCCGCGGCGUGGUAGACGCCGACGGCUCUCAAUUGGAUUGGGGACGGUGUUUGGGCGGGAGGCUACCUUUGCAGCCUCCCAACCUUUUCUGCUUCGAAGUUCCCCGGGCUGGCUUGGGCCGCGGCAGCUGCCUCUUUGAAUGUUCCUGAUGUUACGGAUGGUCCACAGAGCUGCCCACCUUAGCAGCCUCUUCCACAUCCCCUCAACUCACCUGUAAAACUCUUAAAUUAAAAAGUGAACCGCAAGCAUGGUCCCUUAGACACUUAAAAAAGAGUGUAUGUAGCACCCCCUGGAACCUCUUUACCUGCUCAGUAGUAAAAAUGCAACCAUGUUGGGGGUCGGGCAUUUGUGGAACAGCAUAAAAGACAAAACUCUUUUUUUUUUCCUUCUUUUUUUUCCCCCCCUGGCCUGUUAUAUCAGGAACAAAAGAAAGUGUGUUUGUUGGAAAGCCCGUUGUCCAUAAAACCUUGACUUUUGUGACUCCCUGGCUUAAGCUUUUGACGUUACUUUUCCUGGGUACUCAGGGAAGAGAUACGACGAAGCUGUUUUGGUUUUCUAGGGAAAAGUUAGCAAGCAUCUCUCUCUCUCUCUCUCUCUCUCUCUCUCUCUCUCUCUCUCUCUCUCUCUCUCUCUCUCUCCCCCCCUCCCCCACUUCCCCUCCCCUCUUUUUCCUCUUUCCUCAUCUGCUUCCCUAGUUUUCUGUGCCCACCUGCAGGGCAAGAGCAUGUUACCCUGGCAUGAAAGUGGACAUCUUGAGGUCCCUUGCAUGAUCAGCUUCCGUGGUUUUUUUUAAAAAAUAGCAUUAAUUCCUCCUCGCUAAUUUAAGGACGCUUUCAUCCUAAAGAGGCCGGAGAAGAGAGUUUGUGUGGAAUAAAUGUUUUCUAACUGGAGAGGUGUAAGGUCUUCUCUGGGUAGCAGAAGGCACUGACCAGAUGGCCAAGACCUCCUGGGGGAGCUCCAAACCCCCCCCCCCACUCUCCCCUUGGACGUUGGGUGAGGCCAGUCCAGUUUUCCUGCCUGCAGGUGACUCCAGAGAAAAUGGUUGAUCUUAAGAGGACUCUGCGAAGGAGAUGGUGAUGGCACCUAGAAGCAGGGGAAUUCUACAACCCCUGCUGCAAGGAGAACUUAAGCCUGACUAGGUGGCUCAGUGGCUAAGACACUGAGCUUGUCGAUCGGCGGUUCGAAUCCCUAGUGCAGGUCUCCGUGAGCAGGUGGGGUUGGAUUAGAUGACCUCCAAGGUCCCUUCCAACACUUGUUACUAUUACUUUAUUUUUUUAAAGUUGCAGUGGCUUUGCUUCCUUCUCCCCCCCCCUUUUAAAAAUCGGUGGAACUCUUUUCCGUUUCUCUCCAGGAUGGUGGUUAAAUCUGGGUCAGUUCGAGGAGUCAAGUUUUCUCGAGUUCUUCGCAAAACUGAAGCAGCUUUUGGUGUGAUUCUGGGGGGGGGGGGGAUUGUUGUCGACACUCCUUGCUUGGAAGUGAGAUCUUCGCGUUGGGUCAGCCCACGUCCUCACAAGGAGAGGCAUUUUCUUUCCCGUGGGUGCCAGGCCAUGGAUUAGACGAGAGCAGAGCCAACACCGCCAUGCUGCGUAGCCGACCAGAUUCCCCUGCGUGCGUUCCUUUCAUAUUCCUUUUCCCGUCUUAAAUUUCACAAGGACAUUUUUUUUUUUUGGGCAGGGGGGAAGUGUGUGUUUCUUUAGAAACCCCAUGAAUGUCACAAUCCAGCAAGCAGUAGGGCAAAAAAAUACUAAUUGGGAUCGUGUUCCCUGCUGCUUUUACAUUUGACUUUCAUCCACCCCACCUCCCUCCUUCCUUCCUCCUCCAUCUCUUAAUUUUUUAGGGGGGGGGGGAAUGUUGACUUAUUUUACAGAAAGCCAAAUGUAUAGUGCCUUUUCAAUAGGGAAAACGCUGUUCUCUCCAAGGAUGAAUCUGAAACUAGAUUUGAAACUUGACUGCAGAGCCCCGGAGCUCCUCCUUGGGUGUAUCAUAGCUUGGCAGGAAGGAGCCAACGAUUGGCCACCGACUAGCGUGAGCAAGUCACAACUAGCUCUCUUCUCUUAAAGCUUCUUCAUUACUAACAACGAAAAGCCGGUGUUUCCUGCCCUAGGCUGUACCUGAAGGCCAUGGAGUGCUGCUGGACCACUUUUUAACGUAGCUACGGGGACCUCAACUCUUCCAUCACUGGUUUCCGUCGUGAAACGGUCUAUCGGCCCGGAAGCAAAAUCCAGUUGGCCUCCUUCAGGGUGUGUCCGGAACAGGAGCGUUCAACUUUGGCAACCACAAGACCUGAGGACUUCCAGUUCCUAGAAUUGAAUUCCCUAGCUGGCUGGGGGAAUUCUGGGAGUUGAAGUCCACAAGACUUCCAAGUUGCCAAGGUUGGACAUCCUUGGCCCAGAACUUACCUCGGGCCAAUUUGGGGGGCAUUUUGUUGCCUUUGGCCAACUGAAAGGGGCAGAGAUGGUGGACUAGCAUUGCCUCUUGAGCACUGUGUUGGACGUUUCCAUUCAUUUCUUGCUUGCGUGUGUGUGUGUGGGUGUGGACAAGGAGUUUCCUGUGGAUUAAAUGUUCAGUGCCUGUUGGGUUCACAGUGGAUCUCUUUCCUUAGAAGUGUCGCCUCCCUACGGCCUAAACAUGCAGUCGCAUUGAGGAAGAUUAUGUGUAGCUUGCAGCAAAUUUUUGGAAUUAAUCAUGGAUGACAUUGGAUGGCGUUCCCACCCGGUCGUCAAGAGUUCCCGUGUUUUAGGACUAAAACUGCAAUCCGGGGAGAGGUUACACUAAAUUAUAAAUUAUCUUUGUUGGGUAGGAAAGAGUGGUUAAUAAUAAGUAGCUUUAUUUCUCCUGAAGGUUGAGAACCAAUGUAAUAUUGGUGUUUAAAAAAAAAAAAAUCAGAUUUUCACUGACUAUUUUAAAAAAGUUAUAAUAUCAUUAAUAUAAAAAAAAAUAUAUUAGCAGUAUUUAAUCCUUUCAGACAUGUAAAGAGUAAGAACAGAAGGUAAAUAUUCUUACAGAAUAGCCGAGCUUUAAGAUUCAUUUGGGCUAAAGUCCUCGGUUUUUGUUUUUCGUUUUGCAGAUGCAUUGUUAAUGUUUUAGAGGUUAUACUAAUGUUAUUUAUUUUUUAUUUUUCAUUCUGGUAAGGGCCCGACUGAAGAGCUUGGUGGGGAGGGGUGGGGGCCUUUAGGGAACUUCAUGUGUGUCGAUAAAAAAAAAAAAGAGAAACAAAAGGAAAAGUUUUAUUUUUAAAUAAAUUUCUUUGUUGUAGCACACGG
Messenger RNA from Pantherophis guttatus, 6975 nucleotides. RefSeq names its product Cbl proto-oncogene (gene CBL). Gene Ontology annotation, cellular component: plasma membrane; membrane raft. Gene Ontology annotation, molecular function: SH3 domain binding; ubiquitin protein ligase activity; receptor tyrosine kinase binding. Lineage: Eukaryota; Metazoa; Chordata; Lepidosauria; Squamata; Colubridae. The record is from RefSeq and is a predicted model, not a curated record. Gene Ontology annotation, biological process: cell surface receptor signaling pathway; negative regulation of epidermal growth factor-activated receptor activity.